AUGGCCAAGAUCAAGAAGCGCGGCGAGGCCGGCGCGGCCAAGAACUACAUCACGCGCAACCAGGCGCUCAAGAAGCUGCAGCUCACGCUCGCCGACUUCCGCCGCCUGUGCAUCCUCAAGGGCAUCCACCCGCGCGCGCCGCGCCACGCCAAGCGUGCCAACAAGGGCAGCACCGCGCCCGCCUCCUUCUACUACGCCAAGGACAUUGCGUUCCUCGCGCACGAGCCCGUGCUGCAGACGCUGCGCGCGCACAAGGCCUUCGCCAAGAAGCUCAGCCGCGCCGUGGGCCGCCAGGAGUGGGGCCUGGCCAAGGGCCUGCAGGAGAGCCGGCCCGUGGCGCGCCUCGACCACAUCAUCCGCGAGCGCUACCCGACGUUCGACGACAGCCUGCGUGACCUCGACGACGCCCUCUCGCUGCUCACGCUCUUUGCCGCGCUGCCCGCCAGCGACCACGUCGCCGCGGCGCUCGUGGCCAAGUGCGCGCGCAUCGUCGCCGAGUGGCAGCUGUACGUCGUGCGCGCCCAGGCGCUGCGCAAGGUCUUCCUCAGCAUCAAGGGCGUCUACUUCCAGGCCGAGGUGCGCGGCCAGACGAUCACCUGGCUCGUGCCGUAUCUCUUCACGCAGCAUGUGCCGCAAGACGUCGACUUCCGCAUCAUGAGCACCUUCAUCGAGCUCUACCAGACGCUGCUCGGCUUCGUGCUCUUCCGCCUCUACACCGACCUCAACCUCGUCUACCCGCCGGCGCUCGAGGCCGCGAGCGACGACGCGGGCGCCGGCCCGCUGGGCGCGCUGCGCCUCGUCGAGCAGUCGCAGGCACCGGUCGGUCCCAGCACGGAUGCCGGGUCGGUUGCGGCCGGCAAGAAGGUCAGCUCGCGCGAGGUCAAGAAGGCCAUCAAGGCCAUCGCGCAGCAGGACACGCCGGCUGAGGCUGAUGAUGCAGAGAGUGGCGAGGCUGCCGCACCGGCAGCCGACGAUGCCGUGCGCGGCGACGAGUUCACCGAGGCGCCCUCCAAGGACGGCACCAGCGCCGGCCUCGUGUCGCUCGCAGCACUUGACGGCAGCGCCGGCUCCUCGAGCGCCGACCUCUUCUCGCCGUACUACUUCUACAUCUCGCGCGAGUGCCCGCGCGGCGUCGUCGAGUUUGUGCUGCGCUCUUUCGGCGCGCCGGCGUCGCACGUCGGCUGGGACGCCGUGCUGGGUGCCGGCUCGGCAUUCGAUGCCUCCGACGAGCGCAUCACGCACAUGAUCGUCGACCGGCCGCCUGUCGCCGGCGCGAGCAGCGGCGCGAGCAAGCUGGCGCGCGUGCAGCCGCAGUGGGUCGUUGACUCGGCCAACGCCGGCACCAUCCUGCCGACGGGCCCGUACGCACCCGGCGCACAGCUGCCGCCGCACCUGAGUCCCUUUGUCGACGAUGCCGCGAUCAAGGCACGCGGUGGCUACGCCCCCCGCGAGGCGAUCAUCGCGGGUGCCGACGCCGAGGAGGCUGCCGCUGCGGACGAGGAGGCGGCAGAGAGCAGCGAAGAGGAGGCCGAGGCAGAGGAGGAGGAGGCCAUGGAUGCAGAGGUCGACGAGAACGCACGGCCAGCACUCGCGGCACUCCUGGCCGACCCGCUCGACGAGACCAGUGCCGGCCUCGAGGCGGCUGCCGAGCUCGAGGCCGAGGCUGCGGGCGGCGAGGACGAGCUUGCGGCACUGCACGCCGCACACGCCGCGGCGAGCAAGCGCGCCCGCAAGCUGGCCAAGGCCGCAGCAGACGCCGCGCCGGCCACGGCAGGCAAGCGGCCCAAGGCCAGCGCAGCACAGCAGGAGGAGGAGGAGGCGCGCAGCAUGGCCAAGAUGCUCAUGAGCAACAAGCAGCGCAAGCUCUACACGAAGCUCAGCUACUCGCAGGGCAAGCGCAGCGAGGAGACGGCACGCCUCGAGCAGAAGCGCGCCCAGCUCGACCGCGACGAGCGGCGCGGUAAGAGCGGCGCCAAGGCUACCGAGGAGAAGCCGGCCGCUGCGGCGAAGAAGGCGCCGGCAAAGAAGCAGGCCAGCUCGACGGCCAAGGCGGCCAAGGGCAAGGCGGCGCGGAGUUGA
Tilletiopsis washingtonensis is the source of this 2079-nucleotide messenger RNA. RefSeq lists its product as hypothetical. The coding region runs from base 1 to 2079 and encodes 692 amino acids. Gene Ontology annotation, cellular component: nucleolus; PeBoW complex. Gene Ontology annotation, biological process: ribosome biogenesis; maturation of LSU-rRNA from tricistronic rRNA transcript (SSU-rRNA, 5.8S rRNA, LSU-rRNA). The record is from RefSeq and is a predicted model, not a curated record. Lineage: Eukaryota; Fungi; Basidiomycota; Exobasidiomycetes; Entylomatales. The transcript is spliced from 2 exons. Gene Ontology annotation, molecular function: RNA binding.